AUGCCCAGGUGUUUCAUAAACUCUGUGCGGCGCCUGAAGAGGAGUUUCAUACAAGAAUUUGGAGAUUUUUCUUUUGAAAGUGAAAUGAAACCUAUGCGAGUACCGAAAUUGAACGUGAAACGUCAAAAGAAUCUAUUGAAACCAGUCGAAACUGUAUUUAACGAUAAAGUUCCGAUUUCUACCCGUUUCUAUCUGCAAUUAUUGAAGAAAAGUCAGUUCUUACAACAGUUCAUAGACACAGAGUCUUACGAAUAUGCAUCGGAAACUGAAAAAGCUUUCAUAAAAUCUCCUGAAAUAAUAAAAAAUAAAAAUUCAAUCAAAAAGGAUUUAACAGAUAAAACUUACAAUUUGAGAUCGAGUGAAUCAAAAACUGAACGCAAAACAUACGAGAAGCCACCUCGAAGGAAAAGAAGCAACGGGUGCGAUAACGAAACACAAUCCAUUUCUGAACUUCUACAGGAAGCUAAUAGGAAGCGGAAGCCGCGGAAAGAGCCUUUGGCGCCAAUUAUUGAAGAAAUUAAAAGCAGGGAACCUUUGAAAUUUAAUAACAAAGGUGGUUCCGAAAUAGACAAGAUAGCGGAGAAGCUAAAGAGUCUGGUGAAGGCGACCGCGGACGACAAACUGGAUAAAGAGUUGCUGACCUGCACCGAGUCGUUCGAUAAAGACAGCAGGGAUGGAGAUAGAGAUGGGGAUGAAAAAGAUAAUGACCUCCCCGACCCUCACGAAUGGGCAGAGCCGCGACGUAUCACUAGAGCUACCCACACCUGCUCGUACUGCGGCAAGGGCUUCGACCGGCCCUGGGUACUGAAGGGACAUCUGCGUCUGCACACUGGAGAGAGGCCCUUUCCUUGUCCCCAUCCACACUGCGGCAGGACAUUCGCUGAUCGGUCAAAUCUCCGCGCUCAUCAACGCACCCGCGGCCAUCAUUCGUGGCAGUGGCGCUGCGUGGCGUGCGACAAGGCGUUCAGCCAGCGACGCUACCUGGAGCGGCACAGGGACGACGCGUGUCGGAAGUACAAAUUACAUACAAGAAACUCAACAAAAUUCAACAACAGUGCGAAAGCUUUACUAAAGAGUGAGCUUACAGCGCCGGUGCCAAUGUACGGCAUAAUUCGCCAUAAUGAUGCCAAAGCUAAUAUAGAACCUCCCAGCGAAUGCUGCGAGGGUCCCAUAGACCUUUCUAUAAGGAAGAGGACGGAAAUAGAGAGCAUCGAUUAA
Molecule: messenger RNA, 1218 nt
Organism: Arctia plantaginis
Lineage: Eukaryota; Metazoa; Arthropoda; Insecta; Lepidoptera; Erebidae
Source: the annotation of a GenBank genome assembly